Molecule: messenger RNA, 2494 nt
Organism: Chiroxiphia lanceolata (lance-tailed manakin)
Lineage: Eukaryota; Metazoa; Chordata; Aves; Passeriformes; Pipridae
Gene: MSANTD2
Product: Myb/SANT DNA binding domain containing 2
Exons: 7
Coding region: 1198-2382 (394 amino acids)
Source: RefSeq, a predicted model, not a curated record
CUGUGUGUGUGUGCAGGGCUCUCGUGUUCUGCAGAGGAACAUUCCAGCUUGGUUCCUCGUGCUGGAGAUGUGUCGAGGCUGUCCAGCUGCAUUUUGCAGUGCUGUGUUUGGGGUGCUGCUGUUCUCCUUUUAUUUUUGAUAAACCACACGAACAGGGCUUCUUGUGGUGAUACCCAGUGUAAGCCUUGUGUUCUCCUGCCUUCCACACAGCUUUUAAUCUAAAAGCUCUUGAGCUGGAGCUGUCAGACUGCUGUCACCAGUUCUGUUUCCUUCUGCUCCUGGGAACUCAGGAAUGGAGACUUCAAGACCUUUCACUGUCCCCUACAACCACUCCAGGCUUCAAAAGCCAUUUCUUUUGUCCCAGUGUAGUUUCAUCUCAUGUUACCUGUGAGUAUCCUGGCAUGAUGAGGGAGGGAGCUGUUUGAUACUGCUGUUCUUCUUUUGGGAUAUAGAGCUGAGAGCUCCUCUCUCCCAUUAAGUAAAAGAGCAUCUUUGGAGCUGAGUGUUUUGCUGAGCAGUGCUCAGGGCCAUAGGGACCCCUUUAGGCUGCUGUAAUUCAGCUUAAAGAGAUGACUGUGGACACAGACACAGGCCACCAAAAUGCUCUGCAGAGCCUGUGGUGUCUCCCUGAGUAAGAAUAUGUCUCAGCUCAGGGAUCUGGAGUUCCUUGUGUUAGACCACUUUAGGUUAUGUAUAAAAAGCUCGCUGUGGUGUGGUUCUCCCUCAUUUUUUGCUGGAGGGAGGACUGUGAUAUCAGCCUUCCUAAAGUCACUCCCUAAGGCUUCUCUGAUCCUCAUCCUGCAGUUCCUGCAGAGGUCCAGGUUCUCCGGUGGCUUCACUCGUAGAGAUGAGGACUCGUGAGUUAGAAAUGGUGAGAAAAUCCACAUUGAGCUUUGUGACUGUCUCCUCCUUUGGUUUUCUUAAUUAUAAAUUAAGUGGGGAUAAUCUGUCUUCGUGUUGCAGGCAGUGUUGCAGAACAAUAAGCAAAAGCCUCGAUCUCUUCCAGUCUGGGCAGUCACUGGGCAGUGAUCAGGAACCACGGAGCAGGAGUUGAGCUGGACACCAGGAGGAGUAGAGGAGGGCUCUGAAUCUCAGGAGGAAACUGGUUAGAAAUGUAUCCCUUUCCUGCUGAUGCUGUUAAACCAGCAUAUGAGGAGCAUUAGCAGCUUCACAAGAGACAGAGUGAGUUAGUAAGGAAUGCAAAAAUGUACCCUCCGCAGGUGCUACAGCCGCGUGAAGGAGCACGGCGUGGGGAAGAGGAAAAGCAGCUACACGUUUGAGCAGCUGGAGCAGGUGUUUGGGCAGGGAGGAUGGGACUCCCAGCCCUGCCAGCCCGUCCUCAUCAACAGCAGCGGCUUGUACCAGGAGCUGGAGUCGGAUGGCAGCACGAUGGAGGAGUAUUCCCAGGAGGACUGGGGAAACCACAGUCAGGACCUUCACUGCUACCAGACCGGCGAGCAGGAAUUGGAUGAAAUGCCUACCACAAAAAGAACAUUAAAGAUAAAACAGGAGUCUUCAGAAGACGCGCAGAAGCGUGACGUCAUGCAGAACAUUAUGCAAAUCUUGGAGUCAGUCCAGUUGAAGUGGGAGCUGUUUCAGAGCUGGACGGACUUCUCCAGGCUCCAUCUUUCUAACAAACUGGCCAUUUUUGGCAUCGGGUACAACACCCGCUGGAAGGAGGAUAUCCGUUACCACUACGCAGAGAUCAGCUCCCAGGUCCCCCUCGGCAAGCGGCUCCGGGAAUACUUCAACUCGGAAAAACCGGAGGGCCGGGUGAUCAUGACCCGAGUGCAGAAAAUGAACUGGAAAAACGUUUACUACAAAUUCCUGGAGAUCACCAUCAGCGAAGCCCGAUGCUUGGAGCUGCACAUGGAGAUCGACUGGAUUCCCAUCGCUCACUCCAAACCCACCGGGGGGAACGUGGUGCAGUAUUUAUUGCCGGGAGGGAUCCCCAAAAGCCCUGGCCUGUACGCCAUCGGAUACGAGGAGUGCCACGAGAAACCCCCCUCCCCGCUGGCCGAGCACCGGGCGCCUGACCCCGGCAAUGAGACUCCAGGGGAGCUGGAGGUCCCCUCUCCGCAGGCCUCCCUCCGGGUGGAUAUGGAAUCCGCCCGGAUUAUCUAUUGUUACCUUGGCAUCGCUGAGGUCCGGACUCUCCAGCAGUGCCUGUUUUUACACUUCCAGGCAAACACCAAAACCUUCAGCAAAGAUUGGGUCGGGAUCAACGCCUUUUUAUCUCAGAACUGCGUCGUAGAGCCCGGCGUCUCGCCCAAAUCCAUCUACAUCAAAUUUGUGGAAGUGGAGAGGGAUUUUCUGUCCGCCGGCUCUUUGGUAGAGUGCCUGGAAAAAGCCAUCGGGUACCCCUUAAAAUUUAACAACUGAGUCUCGUCCUUCAUAAGGAUCAGGGCUUUUCCGCCCCAUUUUCCAUCUCACUCGGAUCCUGUCCGUUCACAGCCGGGCGCGUCGGACUUUCCCGCGCGUUGGGGCGCGCGGA